GUUGUCGUUUGGUCAACACACUUUCCUUUUUUUUUACGGUGUAUUUUAGCCGACAUAACGGAACCGUGAUUAAUUAAUAAUUAAAUAAUGAGUGUUAAAUAAUAUAUUUAAAUGAGUCAGCUAAAUAUACAUUUUGACUUCGAAAGCAGGCUGUAGACGAGCAUCGCAACGUUUCUAGCAAGUGACACAAAUUAACGUAAAAUUAUCGGCAUCGUAACAAGAAAAUAUAUCUUUUUGACGCGAUAAAAAUCAGUUUGUUGUAUUCUUAGGUGGCAAAAGACGAAAGAAACGUCAGCGUACGGCUCACCGAGCGAAACCGGAAGUACUUGAGGGAUUCUCCUCUCGCACCUGCUCAAAACCCUCCGCUCUGUCGUCCCGAGAAUGGCCGCUGCCGCAGCAGGAAUAAACAAGCAGGGAGCCGUAGCGACGAUGGAGCCCUGUCUCCGACACGGGAGGGGAGCUCACGGGGGCUCAGUGAAGGUGCUGGAGUGUGGCGUGUGCGAGGACGUCUUCUCCCUCCAGGGGGACAAGGUCCCCCGUCUGCUGCUCUGUGGACACACGGUGUGCCACGACUGCCUCACCCGGCUGCCCCUCCACGGCAGAGCUGUCCGCUGCCCCUUCGACAGGCAGGUCACCGAGCUGGGGGAUUCUGGAGUUUGGGGCCUGAAGAAGAACUUCGCUCUGCUCGAACUCCUGGAGCGACUCCAGAAUGGAGCGAGCAACCAGUCGGGCAUGGCGGAGGACGCCCUGAAAGGCAUGGGAGAAUGUGUAAUCCGGUGUGACGAGGACGAGAGCCACACGGCCUCCAUGUACUGCACCGUGUGCGCCACCCACCUGUGCGCCGAGUGCUCCCAGCUCACCCACUCCACCCGCACGCUGGCCAAACACCGGCGGGUGCCGCUGGCUGACAAGCCGCACGAGAAGACCCUGUGCCCGCAGCAUCAGGUCCACGCCAUCGAGUUCGUCUGCCUGGAGGAGGCCUGUCAGUCGGGGCCCCUCAUGUGCUGCGUGUGCAAGGAGUACGGCAAGCACCAGGGACAUAAGCACGCUGUCCUCGAGAACGAAGCCAAUCAGAUCCGCGCCUCCAUCCUGGACAUGGCCCACUGCAUCCGCACCUUCACAGACGAAGUGUCCGAGUACUCGAGGAAGCUGGUGGGCAUCGUGCAGCAGAUAGAAGGCGGCGAGCAGAUCGUGGAGGACGGCAUCGGCAUGGCGCACACCGAGCAUGUCCCCGGCACGGCAGAGAGCGCGCGGUCUUGCGUCCGAGCGUACUUCGCGGACCUCCACGAGACCCUGUGCCGGCAGGAGGAGAUGGCGCUGAGCGUGGUGGACGCUCACGUCAGGGAGAGGCUGAUCUGGCUGAGGCAGCAGCAGGAGGACAUGACCAUCCUGCUGUCUCAGGUCUCCACCGCAUGCAUGCACUGCGAGAAAACGCUUCAACAGGACGACUGCAGAGUUGUGCUGGCAAAGCAGGAGAUCAACUGUCUGCUGGAGACGCUUCAGAAGCAGCAGCACCAGUUCACAGAGCUGGCGGAUCACAUUCAGCUGGACGCCGGCAUCCCCGUCACCUUCACUAAAGACAACCGGGUCCACAUCGGUCCGAAGAUGGAGAUCCGGGUCGUGACUCUUGGGCUGGAUGGAGCGGGUAAAACCACCAUCCUCUUCAAGCUGAAACAAGAUGAGUUCAUGCAGCCCAUCCCAACCAUCGGUUUCAAUGUGGAGACAGUUGAAUAUAAGAAUUUGAAAUUCACCAUCUGGGACGUGGGUGGAAAACAUAAGCUCCGCCCCCUCUGGAAACACUAUUAUCUGAACACCCAAGCGGUGGUGUUUGUGAUUGACAGCUGCCACCGGGACAGACUCAUGGAGGCUCACAGCGAGCUGGCCAAACUACUGACGGAGAAGGAGCUGAGAGACGCCUUGUUGCUCAUCUUUGCAAACAAACAGGAUGUUUCCGGCGUCGUGUCCGUGGAGGAGAUGACGGAGCUGCUGAGCCUCCACAAGCUGUGCUGUGGGAGGAGCUGGCACAUUCAGGGCUGCGACGCCCGCAGCGGGAUGGGCCUCCACGAGGGGCUGGACUGGCUCUCCAGGCAGCUGGUGGCCGCCGGCGUCCUGGACGUCGCCUAAAAACGACCCUUCUGAGCCCUGCUCGUCGCUCCCCCCCCCCCGCCCCAUAUUACAUCUUUAAGACCAUCUUUUCCUUCUUUGUGCACCAAUGAGAGCAGAGAGAUCAAAGAUGUAAAUACCUUCUGUUGCGUCACUGAAUCGGAACAAGGAAGUUAAAAACAACCUCCCAUCCAUCCUGCUUCAUAUCCUCUUACUUUUCCUUUAACCUUUUUCCAGACAUCUGGCGUCUCCAGCGGGUCCAGUAAAGCGUUCUCUCACGAUAUUCAUAAUAACCACCUCUGUGUAACCGUAACUAAACGCAGAGUAGUCCUUUCGUGUACCAUUUAUGUACCUUCUGUCGAUUUCAGUACACUUGACAACACGUCAUAUAAUCCUAAAACAUAACCACCGUUAAGCUUCAGUGUAUUUAAGGAGACGGGACAGAAAUGUUCACUAAACGAACUCAGGCGGCUAAAAAAAAAAACAACAUUCACAUUUUGGCUUCGCCUUCUUCAUCCAACGUACACGACGGGGUCAUUUUAAGUUAUGCGUCUUUUUUUUUUCUCAUAUUAACCUAUUUAAUGCCACAGCUGGUCUUGAAAUGGCGCACCAGUAGUUUCUGUUACAGGACAAACCGUUUACUGAACUUUAUUUAUGAGCGGGGCUGUUUGGGGUUUUUCUUUCACGCACCGAUUAUGCCUCCCUUUUUUUUUUUUAGUGGAGCCUCGAAUGCACUCGUUUGCACGUUUUAAUUUAGGAGCAAAUUGACGACCUGCUGUUUGAGUAGACGGAGGAUUAAUCUCACUGCAAAAAAUACACAUAUAUAUUCCAAUGUCCCGUUUGUUUGUCUGCAGUGUUUAGGAGAUGUUACACCUUUUUUAAUCAACAGCCUUCAGUAAUUAAUGUGAAACUUUAAGCCUCAACACUGACACUUGUCUUGUUAUUAAGGACCCAUUCUUUGACUUUAAUUUCAUCUUUAUUCAUUGCUAUGUAAUGUUUACUACAUGUAUAAAAAUACUAAUUAAAAAAAAAAAAAAAACAUGCAUGUGUGAAAAAGCCUUUCCACAUAGUCUGUGAAAACAUUUCCACUUUGUUUUUUGAAACGUAGAAGCACAACGCGCAUCGAAACCUUUGUUACCAGUGACUUGAUAGCGGCUUUUUGUAAAUUAUUCAUAAUGUUGUUGCUGUAAAAUAAACAAACUGACCGUA
Molecule: messenger RNA, 3312 nt
Organism: Cyclopterus lumpus (lumpfish)
Lineage: Eukaryota; Metazoa; Chordata; Actinopteri; Perciformes; Cyclopteridae
Gene: trim23
Product: tripartite motif containing 23
Biological process (GO): intracellular protein transport; vesicle-mediated transport
Cellular component (GO): cytoplasm; plasma membrane; lysosomal membrane
Molecular function (GO): zinc ion binding; GTP binding; GTPase activity
Source: RefSeq, a predicted model, not a curated record